AUGGAGAACGUAGAAAAGCUACUCCAGGCUCUUUUUAUCGGCAUCUCUCUCGCGUCGGUUUUACUACAAACAUGUCGAUACAGAAAGGCUAUCGAGUUGUUUACUGAAUGCUUGGAGUUUCUGAAUAAGCACGCUUCGAGUUUGGAAGCCGAAACAUUAAAACGCCUCUCAGCACUAGUCUACUGCAGAUUAUCUCAGACUUAUUUCCAUAUCGGAGACUCCAAGAAUUGGUUUGAAAACAGAGAAAAGGCAAGCGCUCUGUAUCCCCAGAUGGGUGACGGGGAAAGUUCAGCUGAAUGUUUCGCCAAACCUCGUGAUGAGCACGUGCCUAAGACCUAUGACUCUCCAGAUAAUGAGGAGGACCAAGAAAUUAAUGAAGAUCCAUUAUCAGCCGGGAAUUAUAGAAACAAAAUUAAGGAAGCAGGUGAACUUGACAGGCUCAGUCACUUAGCUCCAUCUCGUUUCGAGUACUCCGAACCCAGACGCCUUUCAGAGAGAUUAGCUGAACUGUGUGGUGAGCUUGGGGACAGGGAGAAGGAGAAAACUGCAUUUUUUAAUCUCGGUGAGCUACAUAAGUCACUUGAGGAAUAUGAUCAGGCACAAACAUACUUUGAAAAGGCUUUGAUUAUAGCGGAGGAAGAUGGGGACAUCUACAGGCAAGGGGUGGCCAUUGGUAAACUUGGGACUUUAUGUAACUUUCGCGGUGACUAUAUUAAAGCAAAAUGCUUGCAUAAGAGGGCGCUCGAAAUAAGUGUGAAAAUCGGUGACAAGAAAGGAGAAAUCAUUGAUUGCAGAGCCCUCUCUGGUGUUCUGCUCAAUCUUGGUGAAUUCAAAGAGGCUCUAGACUGUUGCCGAAAGGCACUCAAUCUCAGUGAAGAAAUUGGUGACAGAAACGAAGAGGCCUCAGCAUACAGUGAUCUAGGUGAUGUUCAUAGAAAGUUGAAAGACUUUGAAAUGGCAGAGCACUGCUACAAGAGAGCGAUAGAAAUAUAUCAAGAAACUGGUGACUUGGAAAGUGAAGAAAGUGAAUACAGUCGACUCGGAGAUCUUUACCGUUUUCUAUGUAAGUAUGACCUUGCACUUAAAAGCCAUGAACGAAGUCUUAUCUUAACGAAGCAAAUGGGUAAUAAAAGGGGAGAAGAUACGAAAUACUGCAAUCUUGGAGCUGUUUAUAAAGAUCUCGGAGAUUACCUCAUGGCUAAGGAAUGCUGCGAACAGGCGCUUGCCAUCAGCACAGAAGAAAAUCACAUAAGGGGGCAAGCCAUUGACUACGGCAAUCUAGGAACUAUCCACCUGCAUUUCGGUGAAUACAAAACGGCUUACGAACUCCACCAAAAAGCACUAGAGAUGAAAAUUAAAAUUGAUUUCAAAGAAGGAAUGCCUGCAGAUUACCUUCAUCUUGGUCAUUGCUGUAAGCAUCUUGGUGAGUAUGCAAAAGCGAAGGAGUUUUGGCGUUUAGGACUUGAUAUCGCUAGGACUGUUGGCGACAGUCUGAAUGAAUCAAAUAUAAUCGCUAGUUUGGCAGAUGUGGAGCACACAAUUGGCGAGUAUGAAAGCGCAAAGGCCUAUUAUGAACAGGCGCUUCAAAUCAGCCGAGAGGCUAGUGAUCUCAAGCAACAGGCAUCUCUGACCUGCAACCGAGGGGGACUACUUGCUCAGUCUCAAGGUGACGCAGAUAAAGCCAAGGCAGAUCUUGAAAGAUCCUUACAAACACUGAAACGAAUUGGAGAUAAAUAUGGAGAGAGCACUGCUUUGGCAAACCUUGGAAUUCUUUAUACUUCACUAGGUAAAAAUCGCAAGGCGAUCGAAUACAACGAACAGGCUCUUGACAUUGCAAAGGAAAUUAUUGACAAAAAUGGGGAAAUGGUCAUCAACCACAACUUGGGACAGCUUUACAUGUGUCAAAAAGAGUUUAAGAAAGCAUCCGAUUGUUUUAGUACUGCACUUUCAAUCUCUCGAACGUCAAAAGACUUAAUAGGAGAAAGCCGUGCCUUUUGCAAUAUAGCAAUGCUGUCUUUGGCAAGAAACGAUAUACCAAAAGCUUUCUCGGCACUCUCAGCAAGCAUAAAGCUGCUUGAAAAAGCGUCGGUUAUACAUGGAGAAAGAGAAUCUUUUCAGAUUAGCUUUGCACACCAGCACAAUGAUCCUUAUCGAUUAAUGGUUGUUGUCCUGCUUAAACUAGGAAAUAUUGAUCAAGCUUUGUCCGUGUCGGAGCUUGGACGUGCAAGAUCAUUGGCUCAGCGAAUGGAGACUCAAUAUUCCGCGAAACCUUUACCUGGUUUUGAUCCUUUUCAAUGGAUAGAUCAUAAAAACGUUGUCCGGAAACGAUCCUACACAUGCCUGUCAUUUUGUUUUUAUGCCGGAUAUGUUUUUUACUGGAUUUUAAAGGGUAACAUGAAGACAACUUGCAAAGAGAUGUCAGAUAGUCAGCCUCAACACGACUCCUUUCAAGACAAGUUGAAGGACCUGGCGUAUAAGUGCCACAGAGAGUUUUCACUUUUGCCAGGAGAACGAUGCGAAGAUCGCUAUUUGGUCCUUGAUGAUAAACAUUCUGAGGCUAGAUCGCCAACCAAAUCUGAAGGAAGCCCGGAGCCUCAUCAAAGUCUCAACACUUGCAAAGUCGAGGAGAAGAAUGAAGGCGGAUCAGAAGAAGAACCGCCCCUCAAAGUGUUGUAUAAAGUCACCAUAGCUCCUGUGGCUGAUCUUCUGGAAGGAUCUGAUGAGAUAGUUGUUGUCCCUGAUCGUUCACUAUACAUAGUUCCAUUUUCUGCAUUGAUGAACGAGAAAGGAGAAUUUGUGGCAGAAAAGUUCAGGAUUCGGUAUACUCCAUCAUUGACGACUCUCAAGCUGAUCCAAGACAGUCCUGUAGAUUAUCACAGUGAAAGUGGUGUUCUCCUAGUUGGCGAUCCUGAUGUUGGUACUGUCACGCACCAGGGACGUGAAUUGACAUUUGACCCAUUACCAUGUGCUAGAAAAGAAGUUGAGAUGAUUGGAAGUAUUCUUAACGUUCAACCCUUAACUGGUAAAGAAGCUGCCAAGGAAGCGGUACUACAGAAGAUACACUCUGUAAGUCUCAUUCACAUUGCUGCACAUGGUGAAGAAGAGAGAGGUAAUAUUGCAUUAGCUCCAUCCAACCGUGAGAGGGAUGACUUUCUGUUGACAAUGGCCGACAUCUCAGCAGUCAGAUUGCGAGCCAAACUGGUGGUGCUCAGUUGCUGUCACAGUGGUAAAGGAAACAUCAAAGCUGAGGGAGUUGUUGGCAUAGCUCGAGCCUUCUUAGGAUCUGGCGCUCGUUCGGUGUUGGCGUCUCUCUGGGCUGUGGACGACGAAGCAACAAUGGAGUUCAUGAAGCAAUUUUACCAGCACUUAGUGAAUGGAAAGAGUGCGAGUGAAUCUCUUCAUGAAAGUAUGAAAUGGAUGAGAGAGAACCCAGACUACUCGGAAGUGAGAAAAUGGGCACCAUUCGUGUUGAUUGGAGAUGAUGUGACACUCCAAUUCGCCAAGUGAAUGUAAGUUCCGGGAUGUAAAUACGAUGCUGUGAUACAAAAUUAAGUGAAAAAUAUAAUAACGCAAUUUAGAAGCAUGUCUGGCACACUGCAACAUGUGACGAAGCAAGCGUGUUUUUCAGUGACGGAAUCAGCUUACAAUUUGAGAGGUGAGAGGUGAGAGAGAAUUCUUCAUAACUGGGGGAGAAAGUACCAGGUGUCUCAACAAAGUUCAACUAAUACCUUUAUUUCAUUAGACUUUUAAUUUUGAAGUGUUUAAUCAUUAUGAGUUUUACUACACGUGUCCUUCAUUUGAGAAAAUCUCAGUAGUAUGCUCAGAGAUACGAGGACGGAGACAGCUUCAAAGAAAAUGCACUUUGAGUUGAAAAAGAAGACGAAUAAUAAAUUAAUUUAUUACUUAAACUGUGGUAUUAUUCAAGGAUUUCCAGCCCUGAGAAAAGGCGUAGCAACACACGUCAAAAAAAUUACAAUAGUUUUACUUUUUCGCCAAUCAUCUGUUGACACGUCACUCGCCUUUAGCGGAGCGGAUUAUGGCUGCUAAAACACUGAAAAAUCUGUAUCGCUUAUAGACAAUGACGUUCAAAGUUUCCCGAAAGGGGAAAGUUAAAUAAUCAGUGGCUUUGGUGGUGGCAUUUCUCGCGGCUGAAAACGAAACUCGACAACUGGAAGAUUUUGUCGCUGAGGAAUAAGUCAUUAACUGACAAUUUUGUAAAUUGAAUAUUAGUUUGACUGUUUGUUUUUUUAAUGAUUCACGGAAUUUUUCUUAUCUUGAGCCUUAUCGCCAACGCAUUUUACAAUUUCUCGGAGAUUUUGGAUUCCAUUUUUUCUAUUCUUUAAUUAAGUCGACUUUCUUGUCCGUAAAGGGCUAUUCUGGUUAUGCAGUAAACAAAUUAAUACAUGGGCAUGCGUAGAGAUAAAAUUUCUCUUCGAGUGUUUAACUCAACAACUUACAAGUGAGUGCAUGCAGCUCACUCGUGAGCUAUCGAGUCGAACACUUGAACAGAAAUUCCAUAUCUACGCGAGCCCAUGUAUGAUUCUUUACAUAACAUUGUAAAUAGGUGAUUGUGAAUUAAAAUACUUAUUUGAAAAGCUUAGUUUCUUUAAAA
Molecule: messenger RNA, 4612 nt
Organism: Pocillopora verrucosa
Lineage: Eukaryota; Metazoa; Cnidaria; Anthozoa; Scleractinia; Pocilloporidae
Source: RefSeq, a predicted model, not a curated record